Molecule: messenger RNA, 27977 nt
Organism: Cherax quadricarinatus
Lineage: Eukaryota; Metazoa; Arthropoda; Malacostraca; Decapoda; Parastacidae
Source: RefSeq, a predicted model, not a curated record
CACUCCAGUAGUGAACCUGGAUGAUAGAACUGCGACUAUCAGUAGUCUGAAGAGGGGAAAUGGCAGCUCUGAAGAGAAUGCUGUGUGAUGCCAAGCCAGCAUUAAGGAGAGCUCUUGGGAGCAGCAACAAAAGCUCUUUACUAGAAGCAGCAUCACAAGUGUCAAGCUCACAGCUCACCAGAGAGUGGAUCACCCAUCUCCAUACCGAACAUCACACCAAGGAACACAAGAAAGUCAGGAGAAAAAGUGCUCCAGUCUGUGACCAGUGGAGCCCUGAGCUCCACCAGGGUGCUUCAGCAGUCAGCAGCAGCACACCUGCUGGGAACACCUGUGUCAGUAGAGAUAUAACUGUUGAGACUGACUUACCCUACCUGCUUAACACUAUUGAUGAUCCACACUCAUCAACUAUCAUCAUAUAUCAUAUAAAAGAAGGUGGGUCGGUGGUGGGCCGUGGCGAUGGUGCUGAUGUACAGCUGAUGGGUGAUGGCGUAGCCCCGUCUCACUGUACCUUAGUACAUGCUGCUACUGCUGUUACUCUCAGAUGUCUGAGUGGGUGUGAGGUGAUGGUAAACAGUGAGACUGUUACUGAAGGAGGGUCGAAACGUCUCCGUGACGGAGAUGAGGUCGUUAUUGGCUCAAGAUGCUUCACCUUCCAUGCUCCUACGAGGGUGCGUCCACGCUCUAGCUCCUGUCCCCAACGUGAGGUUGAAGCCAGGAAGUCAGCUGUUCGUCAGAGAAAUGUAUCUCCAACAUUACAGCGUCCUCUAUAUACAUACAGGAAGCAGAGUCGUACAAGUGAGGCAAGCGUUCAAGUGGGAGAUGCUAUAAUUGGCCAAGACGAGACCCAAUUGGAAGACGCAGAUUACACAGGCGCUGAAGAUUCACUUUCUUGCAGCUGCCGUUCAGAAAGUGAGGGUGAAGAACCAGAGCACAACGAAGGAUUGGUAGCUGUAGGAUCUGGUAAGAGGGACCACAUACAUCUACCACUAGAGUCACACACUCAUACGAGACCUACCAGGAUGACUCCCAAAGGCUUCACAUAUGAAGAAGUACAAGACACAGAUCAUAGAUUUACUCCUGGAGAACAUUCCAUCCCUGUAGUUUCAACCCAAGAUGAUCAGGAAAGUACAAAUCACUGCUUGUUUCAUGAUGUUUAUAUUUUUGGUUCAAACACUUCACUAGAAUCUAGUAUAAGUCAGCCAUCUUGUGCUAGUCUGGAUUCUCGCUUAGCUCGUGUUUCUGGUAGCAGUAAUACAUACCAAAGCAGAGUUCUGCCUCACACUUUCUUCCUGGACCUGGACAAAGGUGGUCUGGAUGUCAACUCUGCAUCAAGCACACCACUGAUGUCUCCACAGUCUCCUUCUGAAACUCGUCGACGGUGGGACAAAAAUGUCUGGCCAGAAGUUGAGCGUGGAUUACGUAGGAACCAAAGUGUGCCAGAUAUGGAAUGUGUACAACGAGCAGAUGAACAACCACAUAAGAAACACAGAGGUUUCUCUAGAUAUCGUCAACAACACUAUACUGACGACAGAGAGAAACGACAGAAAAUCAUCGAUGCCGUCACACGUCGUCUGUAUCCAGGUAGUGGUCCUGGAUUUGGGCGACGGAGCAAAAAGACGGCAGAAAAGCCUCACAUUCCAGGAGAACGUGAAUGCCGUUGUCGCAGAAAAGGAGUGUCUAAUGCAGACGCUUGUACUAUGACCUCUGGUAGAAGCAGCGUGUCUGCUGUCAGCACUCCCAGGCUUCUUGACAGAAUACCAUCAGUUGUAUCCGUCACUACGACAUUACCUCAGUAUUCUUCUGGUAACACUUCUCUAACAUGGCGGCGUUGCUCUUUAGACAGUGCCCCCGGGAGCCUUCUGCCACUUCCUGUAUAUAGAGACAAAUUAGAAAGUGACAAGCCUCUGUCUAGUCCCAAAGUAGAAAGUGCAAUACCCAUACCCACUCGGACUUGUAAGCAAGUGACACGACAUGAGGUUAAAACUGCUUCUACUCUAACUAGAACUUUACAUAAAACUGAAACACAAAUUAUCAGUGCUGUUCCACAGGGUGACAAGCCUGAGAUGCGUGACCAGGCAGUUGGUUGUGACACAAGUGAUCUUAAAAAUUGGCUUAAGAAUGUUGUAGGAGAGACUGUAGGUGUACAGGUAGGUAAGUCUUUAUUGUCAAAUGAUAUUGUUAGUCAAACUGAGAUUUCUAUGGGCUCUGAGUUUCACACACAGUCUGUAUAUGAGGAACAGAAGUCACUCAGUGAUGUAAGGGACAGUGGUAGUGGUGAGCAGGAGAAAGAGAGGCGGCGGAUUCCUCUUACUCCUGCCUUGCUCCAGCUUAGACGUGCCUUAGCAUCACUAAAUGACCCUGAGAGGUUUUCGGAUGAUAGCUUGGAACACUGUAAUUUGGAAACAGAUAAGCGUUCACCAUUAAUAGCUAGUCCUAUGCUUGAUGAUGAUGAUGAUGAAGAAAUUUCAUUGGGAGACAUUAGCAAAGAUUCAUUAGAAGACAGUUUAUAUAAUUUAAAUUCGCAGGAUAUUGUCUUUCCUUAUGAGGAUAUUGUAACAUCAUCACCCAAGGUACAUGACUAUGACAUUCCCAGUGAUGGUAGGAGUUGUACUGCUGAUUGUAUCAUACAAGAUCCUGGAGUACAGAAGGACCCAAUUGUUCAGUCUUUCUCUCAGUCUAUUAGUGCCUCCAGUCAAAGCCAGGCUGUUGAUGUUGAAGAGUCUGAGUCAUUGACUGAUAAUAGUGAUGUGGUAAGUUCUGUGAUUGUUGCAUCUUCUCACCAGAGUUUUCACACAACAUCACAGAUGCUUGUUGAUAGAGGAAUGGAAGUGCCUGAUGCUCCAGGUGCUGCCCUAUCAGAGGCUGCAUCAUCAAAAACAGUACGACGAUGGGCCCGUGAGAGAGCAGAAAAGCGUCUAGUAGAUAACACCAGCUCGGAGGACAGUGACGUUGACUCGAGAAGACGACCAAAAUUUAGAAAACGACGCGUUAGAAGAUCAUCUCUCCCUACUAUGUCCCCACCAAUGGUGGAAUGUGCAGAGAAGUCUGACUCAACAGAUUAUGUAUCAGCACAGUAUUCAUCCCCAGAGAAAGUCAGAAGUCUGAAGUAUCUGACUGCUACUGAAACAUCACCUACAGAAUUUGCUGCUACACACAGUCAGAUAUAUGUGAGAAAUGAGGAGCAUAACGAUUUUCCAGCAGUCUCAGGUGAGUGUAAAACUGAAGUUGCAACGAAAAUGAACGAAAGAGAGAUAAUUGAAAGACACAAGCGACCUCACGUUGCAUGUGAACAAGACACUACACAAUGCUUUUCAACUCCUACCCACAUACAAAGUACAAAACUGGAAAUAAAGAAAGAAACCUCAGCUAGUCUUGACUCACAAGAACAGCUGAAAGAAUCUGCCAGGAGAUUAUUACAGACAGUGAGUAAAGAUGGCCCACUCUCAGAAGCUUCUCAAGAUGCUGUCGCAGAUUUACUAAAAGCAUCAUCCCAUAGACUUGCAAGUUUUGCUUUAGCUAUAGCUGAUGAUAGCAUGAAAACAGGAGUUACCUGUCCUCUCUCUGAGAGUGGAACUGCCAAGAAAGAUGACUAUAACACCAUUCAGGGAGAAGAAAGCUUGUAUGAAAGCUCUAGCGAGUAUACGCCCUUCAGAAAAGGGUACACUAGUAUACACACAGCCUCUGACACCGACACAACAUCCAAGGGAUCCUCACCUAAAAAAAUCAAGUUGAAUCAGGUUCCAUUAAAGAAAAAACUGUGCUUUGAAGAACAUACAAGUUUGGUAGAACCCGUAUGUUCCAGUAGCGGAGGUGAACUGUCUGCCACUGAAACAGCAGCAGAUAUAACUGAUGAAAGCACUUCAGUCACCACACCCAUAGCCUCCCCAGUUAGUGAGAUUGGAUCUUUUGAAAGCUCAUUGGAAGAAUUUGAAGCUGAUAUCCAGGAUGAAAGGGGGGGAUUAAGUUUAUCUAAGAAACAUGUGCAAGUGAUAGCAGCCGAGUUUACUCCAAGAACUGCUCGGAGGUUGUUAUAUACCAUCAUAGAGUGUAGUGAAAGCAGUCGCUCUGAAGGUGUGCCUUCAGAGUCAGAUAUAAUUCCUUCAGACUGGCGUGACACUUGUAGUGACGCAGAUGCUGACUCGGUAUCCAUCAGCUAUGAACCUAGUGAAGAGGCAGCAAGUUCCUCUGAUGACACUAUGUUGGACACAGUUCGACCAAACCAAGAUGACGUAGCAGACUUGAAACCAGUUUUAGAGGAAGCUGCAGUUGUGAAUCAGCCCCUCACACAUAGUUUGACCGGCUCGCUCGAACUCCUGACCAAUUUACCAUCAUCAUCAGAAAGUCUGGAUAGGGAAGCAGAGUCCUGGGACACAGACCAUGAGAUUAAACCUCAAGGUUACGAAAGCCCACACGAUGUAAACACCAGCCUAGAUGACACUUCGAGCAACAUAUCCCCGACGGAUGAACAGAUUUUGACAUUCGAACCGGCAUUCUUAGCCAGAGAAAGCCUACCUGAAUGUGUACCAUCCUUGGACCUCUCUCAUCUUCAAAAUUCCCCCAAAUCUAGCCAACCAUCUCACGUAGAAGUAUUAGCUACCCCUCCAUCGUCGCCUGGAAGCUCAACUCUGGUGGAAAGCAUACAACACCUUUCUACAAUUCAACUCAGUCUUAUCUCCACGGAGGCCUAUACCCAAGGCCUACCAGAUUCACUGGUAGCAGUAAAACAGCCAGUCUGUGAAGAGGAAACAAACAAGUUGCCUUUAACAGCAGCAUCUGCCAAGAUGGAUGAUUUCAAAAGCAAAUCUAUUGUGCAAAGUCACACAUACGAAGCAAAACAAAUCAAGCCGCCUCAUCCAGUAGACACAAUUGAUGUAGAUAACAAUGAAGUCCAGCCAUCAGAGACAUCAGUUGUGGUUCAGAGUACUUCAGCAAGUAAUAGGAUGGUGGAAGAAGACACUGCCAGGACAUCAAGUGAAGCAGACAUGUCUCAGACAUCACUGAGUGACAUGACACAUGAUGACGCUACUCAGAGUGAAUAUUGUAACAGGAAUGAGCACACACAGCUCCAAGUUGAACUUUUCAAGCUGCAACUAGAACCUCUGCUGCAAAUUGAACCUGAGUUACGAGAUGAACUAGUGAGCUGCACUCUAACAGUCCCCUGUCACCCUACCCAGAAUUCAGUGUCGAUUACCAGUCUACCCGACACUGUAACAACUGUGAAUCUACCAGACACUGUAACAACUAUCAGUCUACCAGACACUGCAACAACUAUCAGUCUACCAGACACUGUAACAUCUACCAGUCUACCAGACACUGUAACAACUACCAGUCUACCAGACACUGUAACAACUAUCAGUCUACCAGACACUGUAACAACUACCAGUCUACCAGACACUGUAACAACUACCAGUCUACCAGACACUGCAACAACUGUCAGUCUACCAGACACUGAAACAACUAUCAGUCUACCAGACACUGUAACAACUAUCAGUCUACCAGACACUGUAACAACUAUCAGUCUACCAGACACUGUAACAACUACCAGUCUACCAGACACUGUAACAACUACCAGUCUACCAGACACUGUAACAACUAUCAGUCUACCAGACACUGUAACAACUACUAGUCUGCCAGACACUGUAACAACUACCAGUCUAGCAGACACUGUAACAACUACCAGUCUACCAGACACUGUAAAAACUAUAAGUCUUCCAGACACUGUAACAUCUACCAGUCUUACAGACACUGUAACAACUACCAAUCUUACAGACACUGUAACAACUAUGAGUCUACCAGACACUGUAACAUCUACCAGUCUACCAGACACUGUAACAACUAUCAUUCUACAAGACACUGUAACUACCAGUCUACCAGACACUGUAACAACUAUCAGUCUUCCAGACACUGUAACAACUACCAGUCUACCAGACACUGUAACAACUAUCAGUCUACCAGACACUGUAACAACUACCAGUCUACCAGACACUGUAACAUCUAUCAGUCUACCAGACACUGUAACAACUAUCAGUCUACCAGACACUGUAACAACUAUCAGUCUACCAGACACUGUAACAGCUAUCAAUCUACCAGACACUGUAACAACUAUCAGUCUACCAGACACUGUAACAACUGUGGGUCUACCAGACACUGUAACAACUAUCAGUCUACCAGACACUGUAACAACUGCCAGUCUACCAGACACUGUAACAACUGUCAGUCUUCCAGACACUGUAACAACUACCAGUCUACCAGACACUGUAACAACUAUCAGUCUACCAGACACUGUAACAACUGUGGGUCUACCAGACACUGUAACAACUAUCAAUCUACCAGACACUGUAACAACUGUGGGUCUACCAGACACUGUAACAACUGUGGGUCUACCAGACACUGUAACAACUAUCAGUCUACCAGACACUGUAACAACUAUCAGUCUACCAGACACUGUAACAACUACCAGUCUACCAGACACUGUAACAACUAUCAGUCUACCAGACACUGUAACUAUCAGUCUACCAGACAUUGUAACAAAUACCAGUCUACCAGACACUGUAACAACUAUCAGUCUACCAGACACUGUUACAACUAUCAGUCUACCAGACACUGUUACAACUAUCAGUCUACCAGACACUGUAACAACUAUCAGUCUACCAGACACUGUAACAACUAUCAGUCUAACAGGCACUGUAACAACUGCCCGUCUACCAGACAUUAUGACAACUACCAGUCUACCAGACACUGUAACAAUCAGUCUACCAGACACUGUAACUGCCAGUCUACCAGACACUGAAGCAACUACCAGUCUACCAGACACUGUAGCAACUGUCAGUCUACCAGACAUUGUUACAACUACCAGUCUACCAGACACUGUAACAACUAUCAGUCUACCAGACACUUUAACAAUCAGUCUAGCAGACACUGUAACAACUAUCAGUCUAUCAAACUCUGUUACAACUUCCAGUCUACCAGACACUGUAAGAACUAUCAGUCUACCAGGCACUGUAACAACUACCAGUCUAACAGACACUUUAACAAUCAGUCUAGCAGACACUGUAACUGUCAGUCUACCAAACACUGUAACAACUACCAAUCUACCAGACACUGCAACAACUACCAGUCUUCCAGACACUGUAACAACUAUCAGUCUACCAGACACUGUAAAAACUAUCAGUCUACCACACACUGUAACCACUACUCCACCACACACUGUAACUACCACUCUACCACUCACUGUAACUACCACUCCACACACUGUAACCUCUGCUCCACCACACACUGUAACUACCACUCUACCACUCACUGUAACUACCACUCCACACACUGUAACCACCACUCCACCACACACUGUAACCACUACUCCACAACACGCUGUAACCACUCCACAACACGCUGUAACAACCACUACACCACACACUGUAACCACUACUCCACAACACGCUGUAACAACCACUACAUCACACACUGUAACCACCACUCUGCACACUGUAGCUACCACUCCACCACACACUGUAACCACCACUCCACAAACUAUAACUACUCUACACGCUGCAACUACCACUCCACCACACACUGUAACCACCACCCCACCACACACUGUAACCACCACCCCACCACACACUGUAACCACCACCCCACCACACACUGUAACAACCACCCCACCACACACUGUAACCACCACCCCACCACACACUGUAACCACCACCACACCAACUUCAGACCAACUCUUCACAGUUCCCUCUCCCCUCAAAGAUCCGCAUGUACCAGUUAAAUAUCCCACUGUGAAGGAUCCCUGUACACCCUCAGCAACAGGGAUGCCUUCACUGUCUGAAAUCCAAUCCAUCAAAGUCUCAGCAGUGCCUACAGUGCCACAGAUCUCCGCAGCAGACGUAAACACUGCUAAAUCACCAUCAGCCGCUACAGUGAAAGAAAAAAGACCUCAACUGAAGGUGACAGGACUGGUUGAAAUGGAAGUUGACAGAGUGAAUAAAGACUCUGGGACUUCUGAGACAUCACAGGAAUCUGUGGCAGUCAGUGGGGUUGGAAAGUUGCUGUCUGUGGAUAGACAGAAGUCUGUGGAUAGACAGAAGUCUGUGGAGGGGGAGGAAGAGGAGGGUGUCACUGCGAGCUUGUCAGUAAAGGAGAAUUUAACGGUAGAUGUUGACAGUUUUAAACCCCUGACCCCUGAAACCCUUGCCCCUGAAACCCUGACCCCUGAAAUUCUGACACCUGAAACCCUGGCCCCUGAAACCCUGGCCCCUGAAACCCUGACCCCUGAAACCCUGCCCCCUGAAACCCUGGCCUAUGAAACCCUGACCCCUGAAACCCUGGCCUAUGAAACCCUGACCCCUGAAACCCUGGCCCCUGAAACCCUGACCCCUGAAACCCUGACUACUGAAACCCUGGCCUAUGAAACCCUGACCCCUGAAACCCUGGCCCCUGAAACCCUGACCCCUGAAACCCUGACUACUGAAACCCUGACCCCUGUAACCCUGACCCCUGAAGCCCUGGCCCCUGAAACCCUGGCCUCUGAUACCCUGGCCCCUGAAACCCUGGCCCCUGAAACCCUGACCCCUGAAACCCUGACCCCUGAAACCCUGGUCCCUGAAACCCUGGCCCAUGAAACCCAGGCUCCUGAAACCCUGGCCCCUGAAAUCCUGGCCCCUAAAACCCUGGCCCCUGAAACCCUGGCCCCUGAAUCACUGGCCCCUGAAACCCUGGCCCCUGAAACCCUGAGCCCUGAAGCCCUGGCCCCUGAAACCCUGGCCCCUGAAACCCUGGCCCCUGAAACCCUGACCUCUGAUACCCUGGCCCCUGAAACCCUGGCCCCUGAAACCCUAGCCCCUGAAACCCUGACCUCUGAAACCCUAGCCCCUGAAACCCUGACCCCUGAAACCCUGACCCCUGAAACCCUGACCCCUGAAACCCUGACCCUUGAAACCGCUCCUGAAACCCUGACCCCUGAAACCCUGACCCCUGGAAUCCUGGCCUCUGAAAUCCUGGCCCCUGAAAUCCUGGCCCCUGAAACCCUGGUCCUUGAAUCACUGGCCCCUGAAACCCUGGCCCCUGAAACCCUGGCCCCUGAAACCCUGGCCCCUGAAACCCAGGCUCCUGAAACCCUGACCCCUGAAACCCUGACCCCUGGAAUCCUGGCCUCUGAAAUCCUGGCCCAUGAAAUCCUGGCCCCUGAAACCCUGGUCCUUGAAUCACUGGCCCCUGAAACCCUGGCCCCUGAAACCCUGGCCCCUGAAACCCUGAGCCCUGGAGCCCUGGCCCCUGAAACCCUGGCCCAUGAAACCCUGGCCUCUGAUACCCUGGCCCCUGAAACCCUGGCCCCUGAAACCCUAGCCCCUGAAACCCUGGCCCCUGAAACCCUGACCCCUGAAACCCUGACCCCUGAAAACCCUGACCCUGAAACCCUGACCCUUAAAACCUGGCCCCUAAAACCCCUGGCCCCUAAAACCCUGACCCCUGAAAUCCUGGCCCCUGAAAUCCUGGCCCCUGAAAUCCUGGCCCCUGAAACCCUGACCCCUGAAACCCUGGCCCCUGAAACCCUGGCCCCUGAAACCCUGGCUCCUGAAACCCUGACCCCUGAAACCCUGACCCCUGGAACCCUGGCCUCUGAAAUCCUGGCCCCUAAAAUCCUGGCCCCUGAAACCCUGGCCCCUGAAUCACUGGCCCCUGAAACCCUGGCCCCAGAAACCCUGAGCCCUGAAGCCCUGGCCCCUGAAACCCUGGCCCCUGAAACCCUGGCCCCUGAAACCCUGGCCUUUGAUACCCUGGCCCCUGAAACCCAGGCCUCUGAUACACUGGCCCCUGAAACCCUGACCUCUGAAACCCUGGCCCCUGAAACCCUGACCCCUGAAACCCUGACCUUUGAAACCCUGACCCUUGAAACCCUGGCCCCUGAAACCCUGGCCCCUGAAACCCUGGCCCCUGAAACCCUGACCCCUGAAAUCCUGGCCCCUAAAAUCCUGGCCCCUGAAACCCUGGCCCCUGAAUCACUGGCCCCUGAAACAUUGACCCCUGAAACCCUGACCCCUGAAACCCUGGCCCCUGAAAUUCUGGCCCUUGAAACCCUGACCCCUGAAGCCCUGGCCCCUGAAACCCUAGCCCCUGAAACCCUGGCCCCUGAAGCCCUGGCCCCUGAAACCCUAGCACCUGAAGCCCCUGAAACCCUGGCCCCUGAAACCCUAGCCCCUGAAGCCCUGGCCCCUGAAGCCCUGGUCCCUAAAACCCUGGCCCCUGAAACCCUGGCCCCUGAAACCCUGCCCCCUGAAGCCCUGGCCCCUGAAACCCUGGCCCCUGAAACCCUGGCCCCUGAUACCCUGGCCCCUGAAACCCUGGCCCCUGAAACCCUGGCCCCUGAAACCCUGGCCCCUGAAACCCUGGCCCCUGAAACCCUGGCCCCUUAUACCCUGGCCCCUGAAACCCUGGCCCCUGAAACCCUGGCCCCUGAAACCCUGGCCCCUGAAACCCUGGCCCCUGAAACCUUGGCCCCUGAAACCCUGGCCCCUGAAACCCUUGCCCCUGAAACCCUGGCCCCUGAAACCCUGGCCCCUGAAGCCCUGGCCCCUGAAACCCUGGCCCCUGAAACCCUGGCCCCUUAUACCCUGGCCCCUGAAACCCUGGCCCCUGAAACCCUGGCCCCUGAAACCCUGGCCCCUGAAACCCUGGCCCAUGAAACCCUGGCCCCUGAAACCCUGGCCCCUUAUACCCUGGCCCCUGAAACCCUGGCCCCUGAAACCCUGGCCCCUGAAACCCUGGCCCCUGAAACCCUGGCCCCUUAUACCCUGGCCCCUGAAACCCUGGCCCCUGAAACCCUGGCCCAUACACAACCAGUAACUGAAAAAACUUCUCUAAGAACGAAAGUAAAAAUUAAACCGGUUUUAAUUAAGCAAAAUGCUGUGGACAGUUACUUACAGUCAGUAACUGUUGUUGACAGUGAGUUACAGUCAGUAACUGCUGUGGACAGUGACUUACAGUCAGUAACUGAUGUGGACAGUGUCUUACAGUCAGUAACUGAUGUGGAGGACAGUGUCUUACAGUCAGUAACUGCUGUGGACAGUGUCUUACAGUCAGUAACUGAUGUGGAGGACAGUGUCUUACAGUCAGUAACUGUUGUUGAGGACAGUGUCUUACAGUCAGUAACUGUUGUUGAGGACAGUGACUUACAGUCAGUAACUGUUGUGGAAGACAGUGUCUUACAGUCAGUAACUGCUGUGGAGGACAGUGUUUUACAGUCAGUAACUUCUGUGGACAGUGACUUUCAGUCAGUAACUCCUGUGGACAGUGACUUUAGGUCAGUAACUCCUGUGGACAGUGACUUGCAGUCAGUAACUCCUGUGGACAGUGACUUUCAGUCAGUAACUCCUGUGGACAGUGACUUGCAGUCAGUAACUCCUGUGGACAGUGACUUGCAGUCAUACUUCUCAGUAACUCCUGUGGACAGUGACUUUAGGUCAGUAACUCCUGUGGACAGUGACUUGCAGUUGGUAACUCCUGUGGACAGUGACUUUCAGUCAGUAACUCCUGUGGAAAACAGUGUCUUACAGUCAGUAACUGUUGUGGAGGACAGUGUCUUACAGUCAGUAACUGUUGUGGAGGACAGUGUCUUACAGUCAGUAACUGAUGUGGACAGUGUCGUACAGUCAGUAACUGCUGUGGACAGUGUCUUACAACCAGUAACUGUUGUGGAAGACAGUGACUUAAAAUCAGUAACUGCUGUGGACAGUGACUUACAGUCAGUAACUGCUGUGGACAGUGUCUUACAGUCGGUAACUGUUGUGGAAGACAGUGUCUUACAGUCGGUAACUGUUGUGGAAGACAGUGUCUUACAGUCAGUAACUGAUGUGGAGGACAGUGUCUCACAGUCAGUAACUGCUGUGGACAGUGUCUCACAGUCAGUAACUGCUGUGGACAGUGUCUUACAGUCAGUAACUGAUGUGGAGGACAGUGUCUUACAGUCAGUAACUGCUGUGGACAGUGUCUUACAGUCAGUAACUGUUGUGGAGGACAGUGUCUUACAGUCAGUAACUGAUGUGGAGGACAGUGUCUUACAGUCAGUAACUGAUGUGGAGGACAGUGUCUUACAGUCAGUAACUGUUGUGGAGGACAGUGUCUUACAGUCAGUAACUGUUGUGGAGGACAGUGUCUUACAGUCAGUAACUGUUGUGGAGGACAGUGUCUUACAGUCAGUAACUGCUGUGGACAGUGUCUUACAGUCAGUAAGUUCUGUGGAGGACAGUGUCUUACAGUCAGUAACUGAUGUGAAGGACAGUGUCUUACAGUCAGUAACUGUUGUGAAGGACAGUGUCUUACAGUCAGUAACUGUUGUGAAGGACAAUGUCUUACAGUCAGUAACUGAUGUGGAGGACAGUGUCUUACAGUCAGUAACUGAUGUGGACAGUGUCUUACAGUCAGUAACUGAUGUGGAGGACAGUGUCUUACAGUCAGUAACUGAUGUGGAGGACAGUGUCUUACAGUCAGUAACUGCUGUAGAGGACAGUGUCUUACAGUCAGUAACUGUUGUGGACAGUGUCUUACAGUCAGUAACUGCUGUGGAGGACAGUGUCUUACAGUCAGUAACUGCUGUAGAGGACAGUGUCUUACAGUCAGUAACUGCUGUAGAGGACAGUGUCUUACAGUCAGUAACUGAUGUGGACAGUGUCUUACAGUCAGUAACUGAUGUGGACAGUGUCUUACAGUCAGUAACUGAUGUGGACAGUGUCUUACAGUCAGUAAAUGAUGUGGACAGUGUCUUACAGUCAGUAACUGUUGUGGAGGACAGUGUCUUACAGUCAGUAACUGCUGUGGAGGACAGUGUCUUACAGUCAGUAACUGCUGUAGAGGACAGUGUCUUACAGUCAGUAACUGCUGUAGAGGACAGUGUCUUACUGUCAGCAGCUGCUGUGGACAGUGUAUUACAGUCAGUAACUGCUGUGGAAGACACUGUCUCACAGUCAGUAACUGCUCUGAAGGACAGUGUCUUUCAGUCAGUAACUGCUGUAGAGGACAGUGACUUACAGUCAGUAACUCCUUUUGACAGUGACUUACAGUCAGUAACUCCUUUGGACAGUGACUUACAGUCAGUAACUCCUUUGGACAGUGACUUACAGUCAGUAACUCCUUUGUACAGUGACUUACAGUCAGUAACUCCUUUGGACAGUGACUUACAGUCAGUAACUCCUUUGGACAGUGACUUACAGUCAGUAACUCCUUUGUACAGUGACUUACAGUCAGUAACUCCUUUGGACAGUGACUUACAGUCAGUAACUCCUUUGGACAGUGACUUACAGUCAGUAACUGCUGUAAAACCAGAGGAUUCUGUAGACAAGGUCAGUGAUAAUCAGUACUUAGGGUCAUCUCCACCACAGACCUCUGCUGUGGGAAGCACCUCUCUCAGCACUGCUGUGGGAAGCACCUCUCUCAGCACUGCUGUGGGAAGCACCUCUCUCAGCACUGCUGUGGGAAGCACCUCUCUCAGCACUGCUGUGGGAAGCACCUCUCUCAGCACUGCUGUGGGAAGCACCUCUCUCAGCACUGCUGUGGGAAGCACCUCUCUCAGCACUGCUGUGGGAAGCACCUCUCUCAGCACUGCUGUGGGAAGCACCUCUCUCAGCACUGCUGUGGGAAGCACCUCUCUCAGCACUGCUGUGGGAAGCACCUCUCUCAGCACUGCUGUGGGAAGCACCUCUCUCAGCACUGCUGUGGGAAGCACCUCUCUCAGCACUGCUGUGGGAAGCACCUCUCUCAGCACUGCUGUGGGAAGCACCUCUCUCAGCACUGCUGUGGGAAGCACCUCUCUCAGCACUGCUGUGGGAAGCACCAUUUCUGAGAGAGGUGGUCCUCUUUCAUCUGUGGUUCUUACUGAGAAAGUCGACUCCACAGAGAUGCUGGACCAACACAGCCCACAGACUUCAAUCGCUCCAAUAUUUCUCACUCAGAGAGAAGCCUGUACCAUAUUAGAGGACACUGGUAUAACUUAUAGGCCUAAGAGUAGGCUGGUUCGCAUUUCACAGCAAACUGCAGUGGUGGAAGGCAGCAGUACACUGACAGGGCCGCCACAGUACACUGUAAUCCAAUCUACUGAGAACACUGUACUUGAUACAGUGAUUCCUGCACUGUUGGUGACUUCUGCUGUGGAAGUCAGCAGGUCUAUCAGUGCUGACGUUGUGAUCCCAAGUGCUGACGGUACUGCAGCAACAUCAGCAACUAAGAUGACAGUGGAUGAGGUUGACAGUCAGACAGAUAAGGCGGACAGUAUCCAUACACAGGCUGACACUAUAGACUCACAGGCUGUCACUGUACACACACACACUGACGGUAUGCACACAGAGGAGGCUGACAGCAUACACACACAGGCUGACAGCACUCACACACAGGCUGACAGCAUUCUCAGAGAAACACCACAGACAGAAACACUGCCACACAACACACAGCAACACACUCCAGCAGCACCUGACAGCACAAUGGCUGACAGCAGACACCAAGCAGACAUUUCAGUAAGACAUAAGGAUGCAGAUGUCAGCCUUUCAGAGCUAGAGUCUUCAGCAGUGACGUCGCUAAUACCAGAUGCGACUUUAGCAGUGACGUCAUUAAUACCACUAGAUGUGACUUCAACAGUGACAUCUCUAAUACCACAAGAUGUGACUUCAGUAGCAGUGACGUCACUAAUACCAGAUGUGACCUCAGUAGCAAUGACGUCAGUAAUACCAGAAGAUGUGAUUUCAGAAGCAGUGACAUCUCUCAUACCAGAAGAUUUGAAUUCAGCAAAAGUGACGUCACCAGCGCCAGAGGAUUUUUCAGCAGUGACGUCACUAAUGCCUGAAGAUGUGACUUCAGAAGCAGUGAUGUCUCUAAUAUCAGGUGUGACAGAAGCAGUGAUGUCACAAGUGCCAUAUGUGACUUCAGCAGUAACGUCACUAAUGGAAGAUGUGACUUCAGAAGCAGUGAUGUCACUAAUACCGGAAGAUGUGACUUUAGUAUCGGUGAUGUCACUAACACCCGAUGUGACUUUAGAAACAGUGACGUCGGCAGUACAAAAUGUGACUUCAGCCACAUCAGACGUGACUACAGAAACAGUGGUAUCACUAAUACGAGAUGUGACUUCAGUAGCAGUGACGUCACCAAUACCAGAUGUGACUUCAGAAGCAGUGACGUCACUAAUACCAGAAGAUGUGACUUCAGUAGCAGUGACAUCACUAAUGUCAGAUGUGACUUCAGUAGCAGUGAUGUCACCAAUAAGAGACGUGACUUCAGAAUCAGUGACGUCACUAAUGCCAAAUGUGACUUCAGAAGCAGCGACGUCUCUAAUAACAGAAGAUAUGACUUCAGACGCAGUGACGUUACUAAUACCAGACGUGACCUCAGAAGCAGUGACGUCUCUAAUACCAGAAGAUGUCAUGACUUCAGGAGCAACGUCUCUAAUAACAGAAGCUGUGACUUCAGAAGCAGUGACGUCACUAAUACCACAUGUGAAUUCAGUAGCAGUGACGUCACUAAUACCUGACGUGACUUCAGAAGCAGUGACGUCACUAAUAGCAGAUGUGACUUCAGUAGCAGUGACAUCACUAAUACCAGAAGUUACUUCGGAAGCAGUGACGUCUCUAGUACCAGAUGUGACUUCAAAAGCACUGACGUCUCAAAUACCAGAAGAUGUGACUUCAGUAGCAGUGACGUCUCUAAUACCAGAAGAUGUGACUUCAGAAGCAGUGACGUCUCUAAUACCAGAUGUGACUUCAGGAGCAGUGACAUCAAUAAAAGAUGUAACUUCAGCAGUAACAUCACUACCAGAAGAUGUGACUUCAGUAGUAGUGACGUCUCUAAUACCAGGUGUGACUUCAGGAGCAGUGACGUCAAUAAAAGAUGGCACUACUCCAGCAGACAUUUAUCAAGCAGAAAACUCUGCCAAGAAUGUCAUGGAAGGAAAGAAACUCUCCGCAGACAUUUAUCCAGCAGAAACACUACCAACACUUGUCAUGGAAGACAGCACUGCUCCAGCAGACAUUUAUCCAGCAGAAACACUACCCACACUUGUCAUGGAUGACAGCACUACUACAGCAGACAUUUAUCAAGCAGAAACACUACCCACACUUGUCAUGGAUGACAGCACUACUACAGCAGACAUUUAUCAAGCAGAAACUCUACCAUCACAUGACAAGGAUGACAGGACCACUCCAGCAGACAUUUAUCCAGCAGAAACACUACCAACACAUGACAUGGAUGACAUCACUACUCCAGCAGACAUUUAUCAAGCAGAAAUACUACCAACACAUGACAUGGAUGACAGCACUACUCCAGCAGACAUUUAUCAAGCAGAAACACUACCAACACAUGACAUGGAUGACAGCACUACUCCAGCAGACAUUUAUCAAGCAGAAACACUACCAACACAACCUGUGAUGGAAGAGAGCACUACUCCAGCAGACAUUUAUCAAACAGAAACACUACCAACACAACCUGUGAUGGAAGACAGCACUGUUCCAGCAGACAUUUAUCAAGCAGAAACACUACCAACACAACCUGUGAAGGAAGAGAGCACAACUCCAGCAGACAUUUAUCAAGCAGAAACACUAACAACACAACCUGUGAAGGAAGAGAGCACAACUCCAGCAGACAUUUAUCAAGCAGAAAUACUACCAACACAUGACAUGGAUGACAGCACUACUCCAGCAGACAUUUAUCAAGCAGAAACACUACCAACACAACCUGUCAUGGAAGAGAGCACUAUUCCAGCAGACAUUUAUGAAGCAGAAACACUGCCGGUGCAUGUCAUGGAAGGCAGCACUACUCGAGCAGACAUCUAUCCAGCAGAAACACUACCAACACAUGUCAUGGAUGACAUCAGUACUCCAGCAGACAUUUAUCUAGCAGAAAUUCUUCCAACACAUGACAUGGAUGACAGCACUACUCCAGCAGACAUUUAUCAAGCACAAACACUACCAACACAACCUGUGAUGGAAGAGAGCACUACUCCAGCAGACAUUUGUCAAGCAGAAACUAUACCAAGACAAGUCAUGGAAGACAGUACAACUCCAGCAGACACUAAUCAAGCAGAAACACGACCAAUACAGUAUGCCAUGGAAGACACCAUUACCCCAGCAGACAUUUAUCAAGCAGAAACACUAACAACACAUGACAUGAAACACAUCACUAUUGCAGCAGACACUUAUCAAGAAGAAACACUACGAACACAUGUCAUGGAAGGCAACAUUGCUCCAGCAGACAUUUACCAAGCACAAACACUUCCAACACAUGUCAUAGAAGACAGCACUACUCCAGCAGACACCUUCCAAGCAGAAACACUUCCAACACCUCAUAAUGUAAGCAGCACUUUUCGAGCAGACACUUACCCAGCACCACUAAUCGUAGGCAGCAAUGCUCACGCAGACACUUAUCGAUCAGGCACUUACCCAACGCCACUUACUAUCGCAGGCGUCACUGUUCCAGCAGACAUUCGAUCACCGGAAAUUUCGGUGGAGCAAGUCUGCCAUCCAGCAGUGACACCACCGCUACCUUCCGCUAUAAAUACCAACACUUCUCCUCCUUUACCUCUUCCUACUCCAGUAGUUGAAGGGUUGACUUCUCAAUUAUUUGACUCGUUUGUACUUCAGGAAAUGGAGAUGGUCGCAGAACUGUGCACCGAGGCAGCGUUUUUUCCAGCCCCGAAGCACUGCCUUGUGGAUGGCAGCUCUCUGCUGGAGGAUGGCACUGUGCCAUCCAGUACCAUGGUGGAUGGCAGUUCCCCACAGGAUGAUGACACUGUGCCAUCUAGCACCAUAGUAGAUGGCAGUUCCCUGCAGGAUGAUGGUACUGUGCCAUCCAGUACCAUGGUGGAUGGCUGUGCCCCACAGGAUGAUGGUGCUGUGCCAUCUGGUACCAUGGUGGAUGGCAGUCUCCCACAGUUUCCCACUGUGCCAUCUAGUACCAUGGUGGAUGGCAGUACCUCACAGGAUGAUAGCACUGUGCGAUCCAGUACCAUGGAUGGCAGUACCCCACAGGAUGGCACUGUGCCAUCCAGUACCAUGGAUGGCAGUACCCCACAGGAUGGCACUGUGCCAUCCAGUACCAUGGAUAGCAGUACCCCACAGGAUGGCACUGUGCCUCAAGGACACACAGGGAGAGUGAACGUCCUUCAAGGAGCGAGAGGAUCAACAUCUUUCAACAUUGUGGCUGAGGACACCAAUACACUGCAAGAUGUCACUGGCAUUCUACCAAACAACAUUAUGCAACAGGUUGAUGCACUGCAACCUGCAACUACCAUAGCACCAUAUCAUGUCCUGGUAGUUGACACUGCUUGCACCUUGCAAGAAGACAAGAUUGAGGAAGGAAGUGUCAGUGAGGCACUGCUUCUGCUGACCCCAGGCACUGUGCCUCCUUUUCCAGCACAGAUUUUAGUAGUGGACAAAGAUUCUCAACCUGGGACUCAGCCAGUGGAAACCCUGAUUGAAGCCUCCUGUAGGGAAGCUUUCAUUAGUCCACUGAAGGACACCAGAGUUGAAGACUCCAGUAGUCCACUGAAGGACACCAUAAUUGAAGACUCCGGUAGUCCACUGAAGGACACCAGAGUUGAAGACUCCAGUAGUCCACUGAAGGACACCAGAGUUGAAGACUCCAGUAGUCCACUGAAGGACACCAGAGUUGAAGACUCCAGUAGUCCACCUAAGGGCACUAUAGUUGGAUCCUUCGGCAGUGAAAUCUGCACUACUCAAACCAGCUUUCACGAAGCACUGACUUUACCAGUACAACAGUGCCCUCUAGUUAAUAUCCAUGAGUCUGUAAGUCCUCAUACAGGACUGUACUCUGUGGCUUCCGUCAGUGCUCAUAGAGUACAGCCUCGGACGACAGGGAGUCCUCUGAGAGAUGUCAACACACAUCCAUGUCCUGAAGAGAUGCUUAUUGAGGAUGAUAGCAGUUAUCAAAUUCUCUCUGACGAAGAUAACUUAAAUAACUUGUCAGUAGAGAGAGAUGGAUCACAAGAGUUCCACAAGGACAGUAACACAUUGUCAGCAGUGACUGACAGAGUACAGGUCACCCUGUCAGACACACACACAUCACCAGUUGAUUCUGUAGUGGAAGUCCAUCCCACUGACACUAUUCACACGCACCAGACACCACUGCAGUAUGCAUCCUGGUCACAUAUUUCUCCCACUGACGAAACAUCAGGUACUGAAUUGAGUGUUGCUGAUACUGCAUCAGCAGUGGCAACACUCCAGCUUAACUAUGCUGUAGAAAUGUGCCCACUGGCAACAUCAACACCCACUGAUAUGCAGUGUAAUGACUUCCAGAACAUUGCAACAUCUCCCGUUGGCACUGUUGAUAAGAGUGCAAACAUGGCAGACACCACCGUGCAUAAACAUGGCAGACUCCAAUUGCAAGAACCUUCCCUUGUUGAUCAGUGCAACAUACAAGGCAGUGUUCAUCUUGAUGUUGCACUGAUGUUCAAGGAUGUUCAAGGUGCUGAUGAACAUAUAUGCAAAGACACACUAUCAGUAUGUAUAGAUGGCAGUAUUGCUCCAGCAGACACUUAUCAAGCAGAUGUUCUCCUAACACAUGUGGAAGGCAGCACUACUCCAGCAGACACUUAUCAAGCAGAAGCACUGCCAAUAAGAUAUGCCGUGGAAGGCAGCACUACUCCAGCAGACAUUUAUCAAGCAGAAACACUCCCAACACAUGUCAUGGAAGGCAGCACUACUCCAGCAGACGCUUAUCAAGCAGAAACACUAGCAACCUCGCAUGUGGAAGGCAGCGCAACACAAGCAAACACUGUCCUGGCACCACACACUUGCAGAGUCACAGUGCCUAGUACUGAGGUGACAAAGGCCUCAAGCAGACACAGUGCAAAGGUGCCAACACCUCACUGUUCCAUCUUACCAGUGAGUACAUAUACUCCUGAUUCUGUCAGUACCUCUCCAGAGCACACCUUUGUAGAGGAGAGAAUAUUUGUUUCACAGGAUACCUUUGUAGAGGAGAGAACACUUGUUCCACAGGGAACCUUUGUAGAGGAGAGAACACCUGUUCCACAGGAAACCUUUGUAGAGGAGAGAACACCUGUUCCUCAGGAAACCUUUGUAGAGAAGAGAACACCUGUUCCUCUGGAAGCCUUUGUAGAGGAGAGAACACCUGUUCCACAGGAAACCUUUGUAGAGGAGAGAACACCUGUUUCACAUGAAACCUUUGUAGAGGAGAGAACACCUGUUCCUCUGGAAACCUUUGUAGAGGAGAGAACACCUGUUCCUCUGGAAACCUUUGUAGAAGAAAGAACACCUGUUCCUCUGGAAACCUUUGUAGAAGAAAGAACACCUGUUCCUCUGGAAACCUUUGUAGAGGAAAGAACACCUGUUCCACAGGAUAUCUUUGUAGAGAGAACACUUGUUCCACAGGAAACCUUUGUAGAAGAAAGAACACCUGUUCCACAGGAAACCUUUGUAGAGGAAAGAACACCUGUUCCACAGGAUAUCUUUGUAGAGAGAACACUUGUUCCACAGGAAACAAUUGUGGAGGAGAGAACACCUGUUCUGCAGGAAACCUUUGUAGAGGAGAGAACACCUGUUCUGCAGGAAACAAUUGUGGAGGAGAGAACACCUGUUCUGCAGGAAACCUUUGUAGAGGAGAGAACACCUGUUCUGCAGGAAACCUUUGUAGAGGAGAGAACAUCUGUUCCACAGGAAACCUUUGUAGAGGAAAGAACAUCUGUUCCUCUGGAAACCUUUGUAGAAGAGAAAGCAUCUGUUCCACAGGAUGCCUUUGUAGAUGAGAGAACACCUGUUCCAGAGGAUACCUUCGUAAAAGAGAAAACACCUGUAGGACUGAUCCCACAAAAAUAUUCCAAAGGUAAUGAUGAAUAUUCUCCCUAUGUCAAAUUAAAGAAAGAAAUUGUAUAUGUGAUAGGUAUGGAAGGUCUUUCUAGUGCACCUGUGGAUCCUUCUAGUGCACCUGUGGAUCCUUCUAGUGCACCUGUGGAUCCUUCUAGUGCACCUGUGGAUCCUUCUAGUGCACCUGUGGAUCCUUCUAGUGCACCUGUGGAUCCUUCUAGUGCACCUGUGGAUCCUUCUAGUGCACCUGUGGAUCCUUCUAGUGCACCUGUGGAUCCUUCUAGUGCACCUGUGGAUCCUUCUAGUGCACCUGUGGAUCCUCAGUGCACUUGGAUCAGUGCACCUGUGGAUCCUUCUAGUGCACCUGUAGAUCUUACUAGUGUACCUGUGGAUCUUGCUAGUGUACCUGUGGAUUUUACGAGUGUACCUGUGGAUCUUACUAGUGUGCCUGUGGAUCUUACUAGUGUGCCUGUGGAUCUUGCUAGUGUACCUGUGGAUCUUAGGAGCGUACCUGUGGAUUUUACUAGUGUACCUGUGGAUCUUGCUAGUGUGCCUGUGGAUCUUACUAGUGUGCCUGUGGAUCUUACGAAUGUACCUGUGGAUCUUAUGAGUGUACCUGUGGAUUUUACUAGUGUAUCUGUGGAUCUUGCUAGUGUACCUAUGGACAUUACUGGUGUACCCAUGGAUCUUACGAGCAUACGUAAGUGUUCGUUAAUUGACCAAAGGUCCACUGUACCAAGUCAAUUGGAUUCUACAUUGCACUCUGCAACAGUAGAGUGCAAUGUUUCCCCUCGUGCACUCACAACACUGGCUGCAACCUAUGGAUCUCAACUUGCUGAUGUGCCUCUACUGGAACACUCAACCUUAAGCGUCCAGAAAAAGGAAUUUGAUCCUCUAUACCCACUCCAAUAUGCCAGUGAAAAUGAAGGGGAAUUUAGAUCUGAAGCUGUGUCCGCUGCUCAGAAUGUUCAUUUGCCUCUUAGACAUGGGAUUAGGACUGUUGGUGAACGACAUGAGAUUAGAUUAACCACAGAUCAAUUAGAUAUUCACAGAGAAGGCUUGGACAAUGCAUCACUGUUGAGGGAAGAUAGCAUUAGAGAGAGUGAGAGAGAGGUAGCAGGAACACGCAGAGAUUAUUUCUUCAGGGAAGACUGUGAAGGCACAGUACACACAGUGACUGAAAUGUCUGACAAGCAUGAAGUAUCUGGUGAGGACUUUACAGUAACUACAGACAGAAGAAUGACCAUCAUGGACAGGUUAAUGUCUGACAUCAAGCAUGAAAUUCCUGGUGAGGACUUUACAAUUACUACAGAAAGAAGAAUGACUGUCACUGACAAGCAUGAAAAACCUGGUACGGACUUCAUAUCUACAGGUACAACUUCGACCAUCAGUGACCAGACAUUAAUUCCGACUUCCAAGUCAGCCAAAACCUCUGUGCCCAUUUCUGAAGUGCAUGUGCUUGCCGACACUAGCGAUAGAAACCUUAUUAGCAAAUGCAAAACAACACUGUCAUCUUGCGAUGUUCCUCGUGCAACAUUGAUCAAAGAAGGCUUGGUAGAUGAGAGUAUAGAAUACACUGCUGAUACAAAGCCAGAAGGUGAGUCACAUUUUCGCCAUUAUGGCAAAAGUGUUGGUCUCACAAGCGCUCAGCCAGGUAAGGACAACUUAUCAUGUGGUACUGAGAGCCAUAUCGUUGUCGGCAACACCUUUACUGGCCAGGGCGCGUUGGCAGACUUACAUAAACUCUCUGGAGAAUACACUGCAGAGCGUUGUGAUAAGCUUGACACAGUGUACGACGCACCUGUGUCACUAACAUCUGCAGAACACACUGCAAGGCGUCGUGAUAAGUUUGACACAGAAUACGAUACAAAAGUGUCGGAAGACUUUAGAGCCUUCCCAGCACUUGAUUCAGAGAAGAAACAUGAUGCUUCAGCAACCUCUUUCAGUAGCGGCACUUCAGCUUUAUCUGAAAGGUUAAUUAAAGAUAAUAUAACGCCAAGUUCUGCAGUGAACACUGCUCAAGAAGUUAAUGAUGGUCAAUUAAAAAACACAAACAAAUACCAGACUCUGGAACCUAGUUUAUGGAGUCAGUCUGAUGUAAGUGGAAUCAACACAGCUCCUGCCAGACGUUCAGAAGAUGGGGAUCAAUCAUCUAUUACCUAUGGUACCUCUGUGCAGCAUGAAGUUGAGAAAACAGACACAGAAAGCAAUCUGUUAAAACUGGUAUAUCGUGAUAUCCCUAAAGGCAACAAGUCUGCCAUUCCUGGAGAUAAAGGAACCAGCAGCCAAGACAUCCAAAGUACACUUUUAGAUCACAAAAGUCAUGUUGAUUUAAUUUUAGAAGCUUCAAUCCACCAAGUAACUGAGACCACCAGUGACCCUCUUCACCCCAGUUUAACUCCUCAAAUGAAUAUUGUAGAAAGCAGUGCUUCUGAUGGUAGUAACAUAGGAGGUAUAACAUCUACUCUUAGGACUGUUUAUAUUUCAGAUUCAGUGGAUCAGCUCCAGUCAUCAAGAGAACGGGAAGAAGUUACAGCCGAGAAACAGCCCAAGCAGAUGUUUGAGAAAGCUUUGUAUGAGAGGUCAAACAUCCCUAGUGAUGAUGGUGUAAGUCUGUCUAAGAGCGACGUACAUAGAGCAUCUGAGGAACAAGCGUGUGAGGAUACAGAUAUACGUGAUGCGUAUGAUAGUUCACAUCAGACUAAGUUCAGCUCACUAAAGAGUACUAGAGUACAGGUUAUGGAGGACUUAAGCCACCUCAGAAAGCCAGUCGCCUCUGAUCGAGAUUUAGCAAGUAUAAAGAGGCGUAUUUACUCACGGAAGCAUGCAGGUGGCCUCAAAAAAUGCUCCGACGUGGGUGAAUUUGAUGUUCCAAAAGACGUGUUGCAUAAGACAGACUCUGCUGCAAUGGGAAUUGAAAGCAAGAAUUUGUUGCAAGCAAGAAAGAGAUGGAAUGAGUUAAGCCCUGACAUAAGUAGCACACUAGAAGGUGCUACCGAACUAGCUGUGACAAGCCAGCAUAGUACAACACAACACUACACUCUACCUGAUCAACAUAGUGCACACCAGCAGGAGACCUCAAAUAUUAGAGGGAAAAAAUUAAUCUAUUUAUCAGAAAAAGUUAAUUCUAAAUCACCUGUGGACAGAUCACAAAAAGCUGCGAGUGAGACACACGGGCCAUUUAUUCCUCCGGUCAAAGAAACUGUGCCUCCAGCAACGUGUGACAUAGACAGUACAAAUGUCACAGCUUCCCAGUAUGCAUCUGGGAAAGUUACACAUGAACACACACUCAAAACCAAUGUUCAACAUUACACAAGUUACUCAGAUAAGGACACUCUUCAACAUUCAGUUCAAGGUACCAGUACAAAGCUAUAUUAUGAUGUAGGUCAUGCAUUAAGCCCAGCUACUGGGGACCUCGUAGAGACAGACAACGAUGGCAGCAAAUCGGAUGACAGCGUGACACACAAGGUUAUGUCUCAAAUUUUGUGGUCUGAAGGUGCACAGGUAGAUCUAAAAAAGUGUGGAGGUAACACCUCUAGCUGGGAUAAAAAACAAGAAGAAAGAUUGGACAAACAGUCAGGUCACAGGUCCUCAGGAGAGGCAGAAGCUAAACCUCUGAUCUCCUGUACAAAACCAGCUGACAGAGUAAGUGUUUUACAUCGUGCAACUCCUGACAAGAGCGACACACACACACAGAUGUCAAGUUUAUCUCUGGUUAGUAAAGACAAAAGGGAACCAAAGCAGAUUGAAAAAUUGACUUCACCUUCCUGGCAGGGCAAGUUUUUGAUGGCACGAGACUGCACAAGUGAUGACUUCGGAGCUUCAGAUGAGAGCAUCACCUUUGUAUUCAUGACUCCUGGAGAAGAUGGUGAAGCUGCAGCUACAGGACAUGUGCUAAGGGACACCAUAGCCCAGUCAAUAAGUUCCAAUUACCACAGCUCCUCAGAUUUAUCCCAUGCAGGUUUGAGCACUGGUCACCAAAGAGAUCCACAACAUGUACAUUUCUAUGACCUCUACAAAGCAAACUGUGGACAUUUAGUGCGCACCACUUCUCUUGACUCCAUUUGUGGUGUUCUCCAUAAGAUCAGGAUUUCAAGGCUAAAGACAACACUUCAACGUACUUGUAGCCUGGAGGAUGAUGUUAACCAAGAACUGGAGGACAUCUUAGAGAGAGGCAGACUCUUUUCUUCCAAAGAAUCUCUCGCAGGCAUAGGAACGAGUGAUUUCCAGCUGCCAAAACCACAAGCUUCAUAUAAAGCAAUGAAAGAUUAUAGCAAGCAAGAGAAUACAGACACAGUAUUUAGUCCAGCGACUAUGGUUGAUAAAGCUGCCGUCAGUGAUACUAGUGAGGAUGUGUUUACAAAGGCAUCUCCUCCCCCUCCUACUACAUUUGGUCAGGCUAACUGGCUGGAGUUUAAAAGCCUUAUACUUGGACGUCCUCUCCCACCUUCAUCAGUACGUAGUAUUACAGGAGAGUCAAGUAAAUCAUCUCCACAGUUACACCCAAACAAGAAAACUGAGAAUUUAGGCAAAAAAUCAGUGUCAUGGACAGAUUUGAAGGGCUGUGGAGCACUGGAGGUAGAGGUACCUGAAUUUCUGGGAGCUCGAGAGAAUGUUAUGCCUAAUAUACACCUGAGAUCAAUCAUGAAGAAACCGUUGUUAUCCCCAAUUGCUCCCACUCCACCGCCUCCCACUCCACCAACACCACCACGCUCUUCUCAGCAGGCAACUCUUCCACCUCACAGCACUCCACGUCCUGCAUCUCCACAUCCUAUUAAUUUUGGGAUAGGUGGCAGUUCUUCCCUUGAGGAAGAUACUAAUGAGGAUGACCUUCAACUGCCUAGUUCAAACGUGAAAGAAAUAUUUUCUCUACACUUACCACAGCAUAUACGUGACCGCUUUUAUAAAUCGUCUAGUCCGUCACAUGAGGGUUCACAAGACACUGUUGCUGGUAAUCGUCCACAUAGCAUUAAGUCGUAUACAAAACAUUUAGAUACUUCUGAAAUUCAAGCAACCUCUGAACCUUACACAACUUCCAAACCCUCAAGUUACUCACCAAGUCUAAAUACUUCCACUUUCCGUUCAGCUUUCAGUGACAUAAAAACCUGUAAAGCUUCCCCAUCACUGAAUGUUUCCAGGCCUCACAGAGUCUCUCUCUCUCUGGGGAACUCCUCUUCUAUGGAGGAUAGUUCAUCUUUGGGCUUCUCACAGUUCUCAGUAUCAACAUCGUCUAAUAUCUCCCUGUGCUCUGGCAUUUCACCAACCUCAAGAGCCACAUCUUCCUCAGGAGUGUCAUGUUCUGGCUUCUCUUCAUCAGGUGCUGUGUCAUCCCCUGGAGGGGUGUCUCCUCUGCAUGAUGCUACUGCUGAUUACCUCCAAGCAAAUAAUGCUGCUGUGUUAGGUCAUGUAAUGGCGACCACGUCCAGACGAAAUUUAAGAGGGAAACAAUUUCGUACAUCAUCUGAGCCUUCCUCCACCUCUGAAACUAUGCAAGCUGAUCUGUCAUCACCAACUAGUACUCUCUCUGCUCCGACGACACCCUUGGGAGAGAGAGUUUUUUCCAAUGUACCAAAUUUAAGGGAUGAAAACAUGUCUCGAUGCAUGAGUGAAGGAGAUUUGGCCCUACCAGCUGCUGAGGGAUUUUCCAAUACAUGGACGGCUCUCUCUCGUGUUAUGCAAGAAGCUGGCACCAUUCUAAAGACACUCUCGGAAACAUCUUUGGUUCUACACCAACAAAUUGUCAGUCCUAGCCAUAAAGCACCUCUGUUGCCAGUAAUUGAAGAGGGUAACGGAGGAAGUAACGGAGGAAGUAACGGAGGAAGUAACGGAGGAAGUAACGGAGGAAGUAAUGGAGGAAGUAACUCAAGUACCUCAGGCACCAAGAGCGUCACUUCUGUUGCUGUACAGACUGAUCAACAUCAAAAUGUAAAUACGAGGUCAAUGGACGCCCAGACCAGCUUUGAUUCAGUGAGUGACAGUGAGACUGCAGAUAACAAGUUAAGAUUAUCACAGACCUACCAUGAUUUCCUUUCCAAGAGAAAAUCUUUAAGAUCAAGCACAUCUGAAGUCUCCAGCUCAACUGGUGUCAGCCCAGAGUCUAAGGGAGUAUCAUUUUUACAAGAAUUGGAUAAUUUACAAAGAGAUCGUGAUCGUAUAAAUCAUAUAAUAGGCCAAUAUGAGACAACCUUCCAUCCUUCUCAUGCUCGAAGCCGAGUAAGUGACAGAAGUUUAUCCUCAGACUUAGAUUCUCCAAUAUCCAGUCUUAGGACAAGUCUGCACAACUUACCACAGUCACAUCAUGAAAGAGACUUCACGGAGUCUGGUAGUCAGUGGCGCAGCCUAAGUGCAUCUAGCAAGCGAUAUCUAGCUAUGUAUCAACGGCGGUUAGAAGAAUCUUGUUAUCAUCUCGAAGAAAGACUAAGACUCAGUGCACGAAAAAGGCAACUGCGUAAACAAAUUCUUUCCAACAAUCACAAUCAUUAUUCCAACAUUUAUGAUAAAUUGGCCUUACAUUCUUCUCUUGACUUUGCCAAAAGCCCUUUCUGUGGGCAAGAACAAAGUCCUGCUCCUGUGUCCUAUAUGUCAACAGGCUCUUUACCUACUGUAAGACCACAAAGUCCUUAUCACAGUAAGGAGGAUUCUCCUUGCUGUUGUGUAUCCCCUACACACCGACCUUACCAUAGCCAGUGUAAAUCUGCUAGUUCCUGCUCUGCACAUACUCACUGGGCUUCCUGUCAUACUUCUCCCUCUCAGAAUCUAUCCUACACUCCUCACUGUAUGAAUUCAAGGGUCCGUUUGUCCACACAACAAUGUAGAGAACAACUAAUGACCCUCAGACAUCAUUUAGUCAGUGCAUCAGGACUAGCUAGUUCUUCCAGCUCCUUAGGAGACAGCCCUCCAGGGAGGAAUCGCAGCCGCUUUAAGGAUAUCGGAAAAAGUUAUGAUACUCCUUAUCAGAGAGGCCAUUCUGCCUCCCUGUCUAGCCUUCCCAGGGUCAGCAGCAUCCCAGGCACUUGGAGACGUGGUACCACCAGGUCUUCAGCCUCCUUUGGUAGUGAGAAUGAAACAGAUAGAAUACUAUCGCGCCGGCGCGUGGAUUCUGAAUCUGAUUCUGGAGCUGGAUGGUCAUCCAGUGGUACUAGUUACCGCUAUUCUUACCACUAA